UGCAUAUUUCAUGGCAUAGAGAAGGUGAUGUGUCUAGUCUCGUCCUUCAGCCAGGAAUGAAGCCAUGUGUCUCCAUCAAGAAAUUUUGCAAAGUUUUCUCUGUUGUUUUCUUCAUGUUCACAGUAUUGUAUUUGAUCUACAUUGUGGCGUUGAUGAAACUUGUUUUGCCUGGCAGCACCCCUAGUCUCCCGCUUCUGAGAUGGACAGAAUCAGAAGAACCAUUAUGUAGCCAAAACGUGACUCAGGACACAAUUGUCAAGGUCAAGAACAGCAGAACGUACCUGAUCGCAGCCUACUUAGACUCACGAAGCAGCAGAACAGUCCGCAUUUUAGGAAUCACCAACCGGUAUGAACAGGAUGUGUUGCUUUGUGACUUCUGUUUAACAGGAGAUAAUAAUACAGCCCCUGUGGAGCUUCAGAUUCAUACUGACCACUUUGAUUUUCCCUAUGGGACCACAGACCUUCUCUGCAGGCUACCUGAUGAGAGGAUCCCAGAGUAUGUUUCUGUCUACCGAACGGAUGAGUCUUCACCAACUUUUCUAAAAAUCCAAAGCACAGAGAUACCUACCAAAUUUCAGUAUGAUUUUCUUGUUUGUGUUUCCACCAUGUUUGGCUCAUACAACAACAUUUUGCAGUUUAUCCAGUCCAUGGAAAUGUACCAAAUACUGGGGGCCAAGAAAGUGGUUAUUUAUCACUCAGAUUCCAGCUUACUCAUGAAAAAAGUUCUGUCCUACUACAACAAAUUAGAAUUGGUAGAACUCGUUCCGUGGCCAAUCACCUCUUUUUUAAACGUUUCUGCUGGUUGGCAUUACCCUGAGCAUCCAGGAGAUCUCCAUUACUAUGGCCAAACUGCAGCUUUAAACGACUGUAUUUAUCGAAACAGGUACAGAACCAAAUAUAUUGCACUAAAUGACAUAGAUGAGUUAAUUUUACCCAUCAUGCACAAAGACUGGCCAGAAAUGAUUGACACUCUUUUGAAGAUUGAUCCAACCACAAGUGUCUUCCUCUUUAAAAAUUACGUCUUCCCCACUACAAUACGAGACAAGACUAAUCCUUUAACACCAUCUGAUUGGGCCUCUGUUCCGGGACUCAACAUUGUCGAGCAUGUCUAUCGGGAGCCCAACAGGCCCAGUGAAAUCAAUCCAACGAAGAUGAUACUGAAUCCCAGGAGUGUUGUACAGACCUCUGUUCACGUUCCUCUAGAAUUCGUAGGAGAACAAUACGAGGUCCCUGGUGAUAUUGCUAAACUGUGCCAUUAUCGAGAGCCGAAACAAAAAGAUCUGGAAAAGGAUCUUCUUAUCGAAGACAACAUCAUGUCUAAAUAUGAAGCAGUUUUGAUAAAGAGGGUUAACCGGUUAUUAAGGAAGCUAAGACUGGUGAAAACAACAAAAGCCAAAGACCAGUAGUCAUAUUUUCCUAUUUGCACUAUAAAACUACAACUAGGUAUUCACAGCAGGAUUUAAUUCUGGUCUGUAGAGCACAAAAACCGCAGAUACAGAGGUAUAUUGAUUGCGCACAUUGUCUCCCAAGAGGAAAUAUAAUGCAUUUGCUAAGUGC
Molecule: messenger RNA, 1557 nt
Organism: Nanorana parkeri
Lineage: Eukaryota; Metazoa; Chordata; Amphibia; Anura; Dicroglossidae
Exons: 1
Coding region: 57-1406 (449 amino acids)
Source: RefSeq, a predicted model, not a curated record